AGUCUGCAAAAAACAAGGUCAUUACAAAAAGCCACAGAAUUCCCUGAACUUGACAAAGAUUGAAGAAUUUACUGCUUUCAUCUUCGGAGUAUCAAUCUCCGAAAUGGAGCUGGAAAGUAUACCAUUGCAAAAGGACGAUUCUACACAAACAAAGGCGCCGCUAAAGCAUGCACCAGUGAAGAAAAAUGCAACACGCCGUGCUUCGGCAAAUAAGCUGGCCGCCGUUACCACUAAUGACUCGAUGCAUUUGGCUGGGGACGCACGAUUGGGUAAAGAGCGAGAAUUUAACGAGGCGCAGAAAAAUGUUAAAUCGGAUAACAUGCAAGUAAAAACAAUCGAAAAACCAGUACCAACCUCGGCAAGUAUAAAUAAAGAAGAAAAAAAGGCGCGAAUGGGAAAUUCACCAAUUAUGCAGCAGGGUAAAGUAAAAGACAUUCAACAAAAU
This is a messenger RNA of Acaulospora morrowiae, 445 nucleotides long. The record is from the annotation of a GenBank genome assembly. Lineage: Eukaryota; Fungi; Glomeromycota; Glomeromycetes; Diversisporales; Acaulosporaceae.